GCGGUAGCAAACUUUCAAUUAUUUGCGGUUUUCCUUCGCGCAACCCGCCAGAAUGCCUCGUGCUGCGUCACCGACGCCUUCAGAUGGCGAGAUUGAUAUCUUCGACUCGCUAUACACCGACAAUGUAAAUACGAAACCGCAAGCGACGGAUGGAGGCUUCGAUUUCCUCGACGAUGCGAACCAAGACGACGGCGAUGAGGCCUUCAUCGCCCUCAAGCAAGCAGCCUCGUAUCGGAAAGCUGCGAACCAGACGAAGGGAACUGGUCAGAAAGGAGGUGGUUUCCAGUCCAUGGGGUUGAACGCAAAGCUUCUCUCGGCUAUCCUACGCAAAGGUUUCAAACAGGCGACUCCAAUCCAGCGAAAAGCGAUACCCCUUAUCCUACAACGGAGAGAUGUGGUGGGCAUGGCAAGGACAGGUUCCGGCAAGACCGCGGCUUUCGUCAUACCCAUGAUUGAGAAACUGAAGGCGCACAGUGCUCAAGUUGGCGCGCGAGCCUUGAUCCUGUCGCCAUCCCGAGAACUUGCGUUGCAGACUCUCAAGGUGGUGAAAGAGUUCGGCAAGGGCACGGAUCUGAAGUGUGUAUUGCUCGUGGGUGGUGACAGCCUGGAGGAGCAAUUCGCCUCGAUGACGACGAACCCGGAUAUCAUAAUCGCAACGCCCGGUCGAUUCCUCCAUCUAAAGGUGGAGAUGUCGCUGAAUCUUUCCUCGAUCAAGUACGUCGUAUUCGACGAGGCAGAUCGGCUGUUCGAGAUGGGUUUCGGGACACAGCUAGCAGAAAUUCUGCACGCCCUGCCAGCAUCGAGACAAACCUUGCUCUUUUCCGCGACUCUCCCAGCUUCGCUCGUGGAGUUCGCCCGCGCUGGUCUACAAGACCCAAGCUUGGUGAGACUGGACGCCGAGACCAAGAUUUCGCCCAAGUUGGAAAGCGCAUUUUUCUCUGUGAAGGCUGCGGAGAAGGAGGCCGCCCUUAUCCACAUCCUACACGACGUGAUCAAGGUGCCGACGGGUGAACCAGAAGGCGCACCCCAAGACGAAUUCUCGAAUCAGGUCUCAAAGAAGAGGAAGCGAGGGCCGGACGAGCCCAAGCAUGAUAAGCCAACCGAGCACUCGACGAUCGUAUUUGUAGCUACCAAGCAUCAUGUCGAGUAUGUGGCCGCUCUUCUGCGCGAACAGGGGUUCUCAGUUUCAUACGUGUAUGGAUCGCUGGAUCAGACCGCACGAAAGAUUCACGUCGACAACUUCCGCCGGGGAAGGACAAAUAUCCUCGUAGUCACAGACGUGGCGGCGCGUGGUGUCGAUAUCCCGAUUCUCGCAAACGUUAUCAACUACGACUUCCCCCCUCAGCCAAAGGUCUUUGUCCACAGAGUUGGACGUACCGCAAGAGCAGACAAAGAAGGUUGGAGUUACAGUAUUAUGCAGGAUUCAGAUGCUCCUUAUUUGAUAGACCUGCAACUGUUCCUGGGAAGGAAGCUGGUAUUGGGCCGAGAAGGGGGUAGCUCGCCGUCAUACAAGACUGAUAUGGUGGUCGGCUCUCUACAGCGCGAGGAGGUCGAGACGCAAGUCGAGUGGCUAAACAAUCUCUUGAAGCAAAACGAGGAUAUCAAGGCACUGCGGAGCGUUGCUGCCAAAGCAGAGAAGCUCUACAUGAGAACCAGAAACCCAGCAUCAAGUCAGAGCGCAAAGAGGGCAAAAGAGGUCGUGGUGUCAGAUGGUUGGAGUCAACUGCACCCGCUAUUUGGGGUUGCGGACGAGGAGGCGGAGAAUGCGCGCAACGAUAUGCUGGCGAGGAUCAGCAAAUGGACGCCAAAGGAAACCAUUUUCGAGAUCAACCUGGGCAAGAAGACUGCCCACAACCCAGGAGCAGAAGUCAUGAGGAAGAUCCGGGCCAAAAUUAUACCCAAGAACCGCGUGGAGAAGAAGAAGGGCGAUGCAGAGGCAUCGGAUGAUGACUUUGACAUUGCCGAUGCACCAGCAGCCCACGAAGACGGAGAAAGCGACGAGGACGACGACUCUGUUGAGAGCAAGGACGGGGACGACUCCGCAUCCGAGGACGACGAGGAAGACGACGCCUUCAACCACGAGGUGAUCUACCCCAGCGAGCACAACAACAAGAAGAAGAAAUCCUACAAGGACUCGGAGUUCUUCAUGUCCUACACCCCGCGCACGAUCAACGCAAACGAGGAAAAGGGCUACAGCGUCAACAACGGCGGCGCGUCCUUCGUGCAGGCGGCCCGCGACGUGACGAUGGACCUGACCAACGACGACGGCGCCAAGUCCUUCGGCGAGCCCGCGCGCGCAAAGAUGCGCUGGGACAAGAAGCAGAGCAAGUACGUCUCGACGGCCAACGACGCCGACGGGUCCCGCGGCGAGAAGACGCGCAUGAUCCGCGGCGAGUCGGGCGUCAAGAUCGCGGCGUCCUUCCAGUCGGGCCGCUUCGACCGCUGGCGCAAGGAGCACCGCCUCGGCCGGCUCCCCGGCGUCGGCGAGAUGGAGAAGACCGGGCUGGCGCGGCUGGCCGACGACAGCGGGCCCGGCGGCGGCGGUUCUGGUGGGGCGGGCGGGCGCGGUGGGCUGCGCCACUUCAAGCACAAGCAGGAGAAGGCGCCCAAGGAGGCGGACAAGUACCGCGACGACUACCAGGAGCGCAAGAGGCGGGUCGCCGAGGCGCGGGAGAAGAGGAUCGGCAAGUUCAAGGAUGGGGCUGGCAGCCGGCGCGAGGUCAAGGGGAGGGAGGAUAUCAAGAAGUCGCGCAAGAUCGAGGCGCUCAAGAAGGCCAAGAACGCGAGGCCUUCGAAGGGCGGCAAGAAGUAAUGGAGGGCGGGCGGCGUCACUGCUGUGUAUGUAGGAGUGGCCAGCGGCGGGAGAUCAAGCCGUGCAUCUUAUUGCUCAUAUGAUAUCAAAACCAAGAAUAUUCCUGCUCGCUGUGAAUCAAUCCUAACGGGCCUGGAAAUCAAUGUAAUUGGCUAAGAUAGCUAUUAACACUGUCUCAUUCAAUACAAA
Diaporthe batatas is the source of this 3001-nucleotide messenger RNA. RefSeq lists its product as uncharacterized. Gene Ontology annotation, molecular function: RNA binding; RNA helicase activity; ATP binding. Gene Ontology annotation, cellular component: nucleus. The coding region runs from base 53 to 2812 and encodes 919 amino acids. The transcript is spliced from 2 exons. NCBI's taxonomy places the organism in Eukaryota, Fungi, Ascomycota, Sordariomycetes, Diaporthales, Diaporthaceae. The record is from RefSeq and is a predicted model, not a curated record.